Molecule: messenger RNA, 2980 nt
Organism: Empidonax traillii (willow flycatcher)
Lineage: Eukaryota; Metazoa; Chordata; Aves; Passeriformes; Tyrannidae
Gene: TMX3
Product: thioredoxin related transmembrane protein 3
Exons: 16
Coding region: 1-1374 (457 amino acids)
Biological process (GO): peptidyl-cysteine oxidation
Cellular component (GO): endoplasmic reticulum
Molecular function (GO): protein disulfide isomerase activity
Source: RefSeq, a predicted model, not a curated record
AUGGCGGCGGGAGCGGGAGCGCGGGCGCGGGGUCUCCUUUGGGCGGCAGUGGUGGCACAUGUGGUGGCGUCAGGCGUGGGUUUUGUGGAGGAUCUGGAUGAGUCGUUUAAAGAAAACCGUAAAGAUGAUAUUUGGCUUGUAGAUUUUUAUGCACCUUGGUGUGGCCACUGCAAGAAACUGGAGCCUGUGUGGAAUGAAGUGGGCAUAGAAAUGAGAAACAUGGGCUCUCCAGUAAAAGUUGGGAAGAUGGAUGCAACUUCCUUUUCUAGUAUUGCAUCUGAAUUUGGAGUACGAGGCUAUCCAACAAUUAAGCUCUUAAAAGGUGACUUGGCAUACAACUAUAGAGGACCUAGAACCAAAGAUGAUAUAGUUGAAUUUGCUAAUAGAGUGGCAGGACCACUUAUCAGGCCACUUCCUAGCCAGCAUAUGUUUGAGCAUGUGCAAAAGAGACAUCGUGUACUUUUUGUGUAUGUUGGUGGUGAAUCUCCUUUAAAGGAAAAAUACAUUGAAGUUGCUUCAGAACUAAUAGUUUAUACGUACUUUUUUUCUGCCUCAGAAGAUGUGGUGCCUGAGUAUGUGACAUUGCCUGAAUUACCUGCUGUUAUGGUCUUCAAAGAUGGAACUUACUUUGUUUAUGAUGAGUAUGAAGAUGGUGAUUUGUCAUCCUGGAUAAACAGAGAAAGGUUUCAAGGCUACCUUAAUGUUGAUGGCUUUACACUGUAUGAACUUGGAGAUACAGGAAAACUUGUGGCAAUUGCAGUCAUUGAUGAUAAAAACUCUUCAGUGGAACAUACCAGACUAAAGUCCAUUAUUCAGGAAGUUGCUAGAGAUUAUCGGGAUCACUUUCACAGGGAUUUCCAGUUUGGCCAUAUGGAUGGAAAUGAUUACAUUAACAGUUUACUAAUGGAUGACUUGACAAUCCCUACUGUUGUUGUAUUGAAUACCUCCAAUCAGCAGUAUUUUCUACCAGAUAGGCACAUUGAGAGCACAGAAGACAUGGUUCAGUUUAUUAACAAUAUCUUGGAUGGUACAGCAGAAGCACAGGGUGGUGAUGGACUUCUGCAACGAUUCAAGAGAAUAAUCUAUGAUGCCAAGUCUACUAUAAUGUCUGUGUUCAAGAGUUCACCACUGCUGGGAUGCUUUCUCUUUGGGUUGCCCCUGGGGGUCAUCAGCAUUAUGUGUUAUGGAAUCUGCACAGCUGAUACAGAUGGAGAGGUAUUUGAGCAUGAGGGAGCUAAAAAGGAAAGUGGCGAUCGAGAGCUCACAGACGAAGGCAGUGAGGAAGAACAAGAGGAAGAAAAGAAUGGAAAAUACACAGAACUUUCAGAUGGAGAGCUUAAACAGAAAGACAUAAUGGAAAAGAAAAAAGACUAACUUGUUUAGCAGAAGAAUUCUCUAGAAUUUCCAAAUAGAUUUAUUUAUUGAAGGUUUUCAUUAAUUGAUGAUCUUCAUGACAGAGGACUGUUUUGUCUGCAUUAUGGUAGUUUUGACUUGCAUGUAUUCAAAUUUUCUCAGAAAUUGACAGAAAAAAAAAUGGAUGUUUUCUUAAUUGUCCUUAUUAACAAAGAGCAACUUAAACUGAAGAAAUUUGCAGGUACAGUUCUAUACCAUUUUUGGAAGAGUUAUGAAUUGUUCAUUUCCAGAACAGUGAGAUAAUGUUACUUGGCCUUACUGUAUGUGAUGAACUGCUGCUUGUAAUAGCCCAGCUAAGCACUCAUUCAUAUAAAAUUAAGGCUGAAAACUAAGAAAGAUGAAGAGAGCUGUGAAGUCUUUCAGAGCCUGAUAGCUAAAGACAAGUUAUGAAUUUUCCAAGAAGUCACAUCUUCUACCUUUUGCAAAUUAUUAUGAGAAAAAAAAAAAAAAACACAAACCAAGAAGCUUUUCUUUUUUUCUCAAAUUAAAUGUAAACUCUUAUGAAUUGGAGGACUGUUCUACCAUGUAAUAAUAUAAAUAUUGGCAGUCAAGUAUAUUUGCUUGAUAUAGGAUGUGGGAGUUAAAUUCUAAGUUAAGUGUUUACUAGUGCUCUAGCAGUUGAAAAUAUUGGAAAAGUAUGUUAUAAACCUUUUAGAACAUGAUUGCCUGUUGUUUUCUAUGAGUGCUUGCACGGACUUAGUGUGAAAGGUAUUAAGUUUGCUAAAUCCUCGGCAUAACUUGAUAAAGGAAGACAUAAAUAUAAAGACCCUCUGACGAUUUUGUAUAACUCUCUAAUGACAACCUUUUUGAAUGGUGUAAAUUUGAUUUACAGUGUUUAAUUGAGAUUGUUAUAUAUCUUUGAGGUAGUUGGUUUUGUUUGAGAUGGUUACUUACUAUGAAGGAGGGAUUUAAAGAGCAUAAUAUUAACAUUUAUAUAGAUUGAUCAGUAUAAUGCAUUUUUCUUACCUUUCUCAUCAUAAAAUUCACUUUGAAUAUAACCCUGUGACUCUGAAAAGGACUAAUUUGUGUCCAGGGUUAAAAUAUUCACGGGGAAGCUAUAAAGGAGCCUUUGGCAUUAGUGUCACAGAGAAUACCACAGAACUUACAUUGCUCCUCCUUGAACUACUCCUUGCUGGGUUUUUUUCUUUUUUUUUCCCCUCUUUUGUUCAAAGCUAUAUUACUUUAUAAUACAAAUUGUAAUAUCUUCCUUAUAAGGCAGCUUGAUCACAUAAGAAAUUACUAUGCUAUAGCACUAAAUUAAGGAAUUUCAAAUAAAAAACAUGGAUAAGCUUAAAUAGACAGGUUCUGUAUUUGAGUAAAUCUGAUGAUGCUAUAGAAUCGUGACGAGGGAAAACAUUGUAUUCUUUUUCCCUGUAGGAUAGAAACUUGUUUCUGCUGUUUAAGUAGCUUGGUAACAGUUGGCUUCAGCUUGCAAUGCAGAGUAGAUCCCUGACUUGAAAGAUGUUGUUAUCAAACAGUAUGAACAACAUGUAAAGAGAUUAGGAAUAUUUUUCAGAAAAAUUCUGUCUGGUUUUGAAUCCAACCUUUUUCCUUUCGGGUGGAGGGA